Spizellomyces punctatus DAOM BR117 is the source of this 1444-nucleotide messenger RNA. RefSeq lists its product as uncharacterized. The transcript is spliced from 3 exons. The record is from RefSeq and is a predicted model, not a curated record. Bases 24 to 995 code for a protein of 323 amino acids. Lineage: Eukaryota; Fungi; Chytridiomycota; Chytridiomycetes; Spizellomycetales; Spizellomycetaceae.
GAACAUUGGACUUUCCUGAAAGGAUGAGGCCCAUCGUCGUCAUUGGACGCUACGGUUGCCUGCUUCCAAGGGCAUGGCCCGUUAAGGCUCAACCUUUUGGGAGCGUGCAGCGACACGCUUUUACGUGUUCGGCUUUCGUUUUUGGGGAGGGUCGUCAGCGUCCAGAAUGUCACUCAGUGUUCCGCACACGACAAUGGCCGUAUGGGGUUUAUCGCCCACCUAUUUUCAAAGCACCCCUUCCAUUCCCGCGCCUUCAAUACUUCUACCAUCGUGGCCCAUUAGCUGAGAUACCACCGUUGGGACGCAUAGUAGUUUCCGUCGCCACGGGUGUCAUUGUCUUCAACGCGCUAAGACCGUUUCUAUGGACAGUAGUUGCCUUGGUGGCGGGAUAUUAUGCUUACAAGAAUGUAUUGAAUUUUUUACAUCGACGGGCUGGGGAAAGGUAUCCGCCAACACUGACGGAUAUGAUAUCCGACCGUAUGGGUAUCCCUCGUCCUCCGAAGGCGGCGCUCGGGCCCGACCCAUCCGGAUUGGGACUGUUGGGCUCACUAUUUCGUGGAGUCAUGGCACCAGCACUUCGAACUUUAGCAGAUGCUAACGGACAUUCUCAGCGUCUUCAAGAAUCCGCAAUGGACUGCCUUCGCAGGCACAUUCGGUCCACAGCGCCAGAAGAUCUUACGUUGGUCGUUGGAAAUAUUGACGCUGCACGAGCCGCUACCCCUCAUAGUGUUAUGACCGCAUCAUCAUUUGGGGAUGUGGGACAGGGAAUGAACACACAGGUAGAGUUUACUGUCACAUCUGCAGCUGGGAGGAAUUUGAUCGUCCAAGCGGUUGGAUCUGCCAACGGUAGCACCGACAGCCUUACCUUGACGGACGUGAAGGUAAUCGAUCCCGUGAGUGGGCGUCACUGGGAUAUACCGUGUCGUGCAAGAGGGGCAGAUGGUAGACCAACAGUUAUCGAUGCAGACUUCAACGAAGUACCCAAAGGACCUUAAUCCCAGCGUAGCGAGGAAGGCGUUCAGCUGAAGGAUGUAUCGUCAUUUGUACAUAAGGAUGAGAUAUUGCAUUGUUUCUAGAUGAGAUGAUCGCUAACGGAACAAGACACAGACUGUAUCAGAUUUGUUCACCAUAGCGAUAUAUCUCUUGAGUGACGUCCUCGAAUGAAAUUUGCGCACUUAGUUUUAUUGCUGCGUAGUGGGUGCCUUCCACUUCAGACGUACGAUCGAAGGCCGACCCUACUGGUGAAGGCUUCGAGCUUGUACUAUCUCCAUUAUCUCCAUUCCUCAGCGUUCAAUAGACAUUCACCACCAACCACGUUCAAACGGGGUGCAGGGGUUUACUACACUGCUGGGAGAACACCAUUAUCCAUCUAAGCAGUAUCUUUCUAAAGCGUUUCUCGAAGGUGGUCAAUUCAGGGCCUAGUAUCCCCAGCUUGGAUAUAAAG